Molecule: messenger RNA, 1176 nt
Organism: Sander lucioperca (pikeperch)
Lineage: Eukaryota; Metazoa; Chordata; Actinopteri; Perciformes; Percidae
Exons: 8
Coding region: 205-876 (223 amino acids)
Source: RefSeq, a predicted model, not a curated record
UGACUGUGUGUGUGUGUGUGUGUGUGUGUGUGUCUUUAUGCACUUCAAACAGCAGAGCGUCUCAGUGUUUGUUCACUCUGUUAAUAAGUAAACCAGCAGCAGGAACAACACUCGUCACACACAGUCUGAACCUGAACGUACAGCUGUCUGCUCCGCGCCCACAGCAGUGUCUCCUGUUAUUCCCGUCCCUCUCUCUCUGUGAUCAUGGCGGCCGUGGGAGCGGAAGCCACCGGGCCGUGGUUCCUGUCGUCCGGCGUGGUCAGCGUCUUCCUCCUCCUCCUCCUCCUCUUCCUCCUCUCCAUCUUCCUCACGGCUCUGUGCAGCGAGUGCAGCAGACGUGGUUUUGAGCUGCGAGACUCCGAGGCGACCAAAGACCCUUCAGCUCUGAUCAGAGUGGUGAAGCUGGAAGAAGCCAUGGUGGCGAGAGAGAACCCGAUGAUCCACGAGAUCCAGAACGAUGAAAAAGAUGUUCAGACCAAUGGCAGCACAGCAGUGAUGAAGACAGCCAGUAUUUCGGAAACAGCUGAGUCAGGUCCUGAAGAGGAUAACUCUGUCCCGUUCACUCCCUGGAGGAGCCACCUGAGGGAGCCACAGAACCAGGAUGUGCACAGCUCCGCCCCUCCAGACCACAUCUACCACACCAUUGGGGGAGCUGUGGUGUCUCCCCUACCGACCAAUCAAGAGCCGGCGGAGGAGCACACCGCUCGCUUUGCAGCAGCGGGCGACUUGACCGACAGGAACUCGGUGUACGCAAAAGUCAGCAAGAAGUGGAGACCGCCCGCGCCGCCCGAUCACGCUCCUGCGGCACUGCAGGAAAAGGAAGAGGAGGAGUCUUCACCGCCACUGCCAGACAGGAAGACACAGCUGGAAGAAUGAUGAUUAUGAUGAUGAUGAUAGACAUGAGACAAAGACGGGGACAGAGAAUAAUGGAUGGCAGCUAUGAAGGACAAAGUAUGGGGUGGAACAAAUGCAUAAGGAUCUGUUUCUUUUCUUUUUUUUAAAACAGACUAAGGUAAUUAUUUUGCAGCGUUGCUGAACUAUUUUUAUAUUGUAUAAAUAAGGAACAUUUCAAACACUUGUGUACGAACAAUGAACUAACAUUUCCCGAAAAGGAAUCCGACGCGUCUCCACUUCCUUCCUGUACAAAGCAAAGCCAAAAUCUCCUUGAUUAGGAUC